AUGCCUGACCAAGUCUCUGUCCUCUUCUGCUGCAUGGGCAACAUCUGCCGCUCGACCAUGUCCGAGGGCGUUUUCCAGGCCAUGACCAAGAAGGCGCCCUACGAGGGAUGCAUCGCCAAGAUUGAUUCGUGCGGAACGAUCGGCUACCACACGGGCGACGAUCCAGAUGACCGCACCAUGGCCACGCUGAAGCAGAACGGCAUCACCGACUACCACCAUCGCGCAAGAAAGAUCUGCGCCGCCGACUUUGACCGCUUCGACUACAUCUUCGCCAUGGACCGUCAGAACCUAAACGACCUAGAGACGCUGAAGCGACGAAAGCCCGACAGCAAGGCGCGCGUGCAGCUCUUUGGCGAGUACUCGGGCACAGGACGCGCCGAGGUGAUAUCCGACCCCUACUACGGCGGCCACGACGGCUUCACCAAGACGUACGAGCAAGCCACCCGGUUCAGCCAGAACUUUCUCAAGGCAAUCUUCCCCGACAUUGAGACGUCGUGA
Molecule: messenger RNA, 498 nt
Organism: Grosmannia clavigera kw1407
Lineage: Eukaryota; Fungi; Ascomycota; Sordariomycetes; Ophiostomatales; Ophiostomataceae
Product: low molecular weight phosphotyrosine protein
Exons: 3
Coding region: 1-498 (165 amino acids)
Biological process (GO): protein dephosphorylation
Molecular function (GO): protein tyrosine phosphatase activity
Source: RefSeq, a predicted model, not a curated record